This is a messenger RNA of Apus apus (common swift), 3692 nucleotides long. It is a transcript of the gene XRCC5, whose product is annotated as X-ray repair cross complementing 5. Gene Ontology annotation, cellular component: nucleus; Ku70:Ku80 complex. Gene Ontology annotation, biological process: cellular response to gamma radiation; double-strand break repair via nonhomologous end joining; cellular response to X-ray. Gene Ontology annotation, molecular function: damaged DNA binding; DNA helicase activity; double-stranded DNA binding. NCBI's taxonomy places the organism in Eukaryota, Metazoa, Chordata, Aves, Apodiformes, Apodidae. The transcript has 21 exons. The record is from RefSeq and is a predicted model, not a curated record. Bases 42 to 2237 code for a protein of 731 amino acids.
CGGAGCGCUGCGCGGGCUGCACGGCCCCCGGGCGCGGCGCCAUGGCGCGGGGCGGCAAGGCAGCCACAGUGCUGUGCCUGGAUGUGGGCUUUGCCAUGAGCAAUUCUGCUUCUGGAGAGGAGUCCCCGCUUGAACAAGCGAAGAAGGUUAUGACAAAGUUUGUGCAGCGACAGGUUUUUGCUGAAAGUAAAGAUGAAGUUGCUGUAGUUUUGUUUGGCACAGAUGAUACUAAGAAUGACCUGGCCAGUGGGGAUCAAUACCAAAACAUUACUGUACACAGGUCAUUAAUGCUAGCAGAUUUUGAACUGCUGAAAGACAUUGAAGAUGUGAUCAAACCGGGCUCUGAACAAGCAGACUUUCUGGAUGCAAUUAUUGUGUGUAUGGACUUGCUUCAGAAGGAAACAAUAGGCAAGAAAUUUGAAAAGAGACACAUUGAACUGUUUACAGACCUUAGUAGUCCCGUCAGUGAGGAUCAACUGGAAAUUAUCAUUGCUAACUUGAAGAAAACAGGAAUUUCACUUCAGUUUUUCCUGCCAUUUACAGUGGAUGUUGAUGAUGGGGGUGGAGAUGCUGCAAGUGCCAGUGUCUGUUCUGAAAUGCGCAGAAACUCUUUUCCAAGAAAGGGUUUAACUCGGCAACAGAAGGAAGGCAUUGAUGUGGUGAGGAAGCUGAUGCAUACUUUGGAUGAAGAAGGAGGGCUGGAAGAAAUCUAUACUUUCAGAGAGAGCCUGGAGCGUCUUUCAAUGUUUAAGAAAAUAGAAAGAAGACCUACAGCUUGGCCCUGCCAGCUCACUAUUGGUUCUAACUUAUCUAUAAGAAUUGUGGCCUACAAAUCAGUCACAGAAGAGAAGUUGAAAAAGGUUUGGACAGUUGUGGAUGCUAAAACCCUCAAAAAAGACGAUGUGCAAAGAGAAACUGUUUACUGCUUGAAUGAUGAUGAUGAGACAGAGGUUCAGAAAGAUGAUACUCUUCAAGGGUUUCGCUACGGGAGUGAUAUAGUUCCUUUUUCCAAGGAAGAUGAAGAGCAAAUGAAAUACAAAACAGAAGCAAAAUGUUUUUCUGUUUUGGGAUUCAGCAGAUCCUCUCAGAUCCAGAGGCAUUACUACAUGGGCAACCAGGUUCUGAAGGUCUUUGCAGCCAAAGAUGAUGAGAAUGCAGCAGUUGCUUUUUCUGCCCUUGUUCAUGCACUGGAUGAGUUGAACGUGGUAGCUGUAGUGCGUUAUGCUUAUGAUAGAAGAUGCAACCCACAAGUUGGGGUAGCUUUUCCAUAUAUUAAGGAUGCAUACGAGUGUCUCAUCUAUGUGCAACUACCCUACAUGGAAGACUUAAGACAGUACGUAUUUUCAUCCUUGAAAAACAAUAAAAAAUGCAUUCCUACAGCGGAUCAGUUAUCUGCUGUUGACUCUCUGAUUGAUUCUAUGAAUUUGGUUUAUGAAGAUGAUGAUGGAGAAAGUUUUGAGGACCUAUUUAAGCCCAGCAAAAUCCCAAACCCUCAUUUUCAGAGGUUGUAUCAGUGCUUGCAGCAUAAGGCUUUUCACCCCAAUGAGCCAUUGCCGCCAGUUGAACAGCACCUUUUAGAGAUGCUGGAGAUUCCCCAUGUGGUAAAAGAAAGGUGUCAGGCUACUCUUGAAAAAGUAAAAGCACUUUUCCCUCUAAAGGAAGUUGGCAAGAAAAAAGAAGAGAUGACUGCUCAAGACAUCUUCAAAGACAACAGUGAAGAUGGACCUAAUGCUAAGAAACCAAGGCUUGAAGAUGAGGAAGGUAGCUUUAGCAUCAUGAAACUUGCUGAAGGAAAUGUCACCUCAGUUGGGAGCGUUAACCCAGCAGAAGACUUCCAAAUUCUGGUGAGGCAAAGAAGUGCUGACUUCAAAGAUGUGAGUCAGCAGCUGAUAAACCGCAUUGAUCAGUUCCUAGAAAAUAAAGGUUCACAAUACUACAUGAAAGGGAUCAAUUGCAUCAGAGUUUUCAGAGAGGAGGCCAUUAAGCUGUCCAAGGUGCAGUGCUUUAAUGAUUUUCUGCAGGCUCUGAAAUCAAAGGUGGAAGAUAAAGCCUUAGCUGAUUUCUGGGAGAUCAUGAUACAAGACAGAAUUUCUUUGAUCACUAAAGAUGAAGCAGAAGGAAGUUCAGUGACUAGUGAAGAGGCUGAAAAGUUCUUGGCUCCAAAAGUAAAGAAAAAUGAACCUGUGCCUCCCACAGAUGAAGGUGGUGAUGUUGAUGAUUUGCUGGACAUGAUGUGAUUUGGUGUUAUGUGGUGACUAAAACAAGCCAAGCUUUGGAGGAUUUCUGUGAGAUGAGGCACAAAACAGGAUGCUAAUGAGAAGACAGUAUAUCCAUCUUUAUUUUCUUUAAUGACAGCAGAAAUCGCAGAGACAUUUGCAGUUGGUAUAAAUGUCAUCUGACCUUUCAAACUAGAACAGAGGAUUGAAAUAAUAUCAAGUUCUUGUGAAGUAAUGAUACCUUUAAGGCAUCUUUUUUCUUUUCCUUUAGCACACUGAAUCUAGCUUAUCCUUGGUAUUGCUUUCAGCAAAACGCUACUAAAUUUAAUGAGCGUCUGUGCUGGCGCCUGAAAUUCUUGUUACAUUGCCUGGGAAGGAAGAUAGAAAUGUCACCAUGAGGUUACCAGGUACUGCUGAAUCUUUAGUGGAGGUAAUGCCAUAUGUUCUUACAGAUGGGAAAAAGUCUCUAUUUUCAUGCUUUUUUCCUAUUAGAAAACUCCACAGAUGCUUUUGGGAAAAAAACUCUAGGCCAGCAAGUCACAAAGUAAUAGUUUGAAAUACACAACCAAAUGUGCUGAUCUUGCCACACUGUGCUCAGAUCAAUAAUUAUGGUAAUCUCUGUACUGUCUGUCUUGUCAGUUCAGCAGCAGCUCUACCGUUUCUGUCCUUUUUUAAAAAAAUACAUUUUCCUGUUUCAUGUGCUGGGAUUUCUGAUAUUUUUUUUUAUACUUUUAACUACUGCAGUUACUGUAGAUUCUGCUGGUGCUACAGGAAUGAAUGAAUCAGUUAUGUCCCCUUGUCAUACCCUGCAGAUAACUGCUAUCACAGAGCAUAAGAAUCCAUGAAAGAUGUAUACCUGUGAUAGACAAUUGGUAAUAGUUGACAUUGGUAACCAAAAUGGAGUGCUGUCUACACAGAACAAUCCAAAGUAGUCAAUACUGCUUAGAAAGAGAUACUCAAGUUUGAUUACAAAUCUGGGGAGAUAUUAAUGACACCUUCACAGAUGCUUGUUUAUUACAACCAUGUUCUCUCUUUUCAGUGCUGUUCUUUUAUUAUUGACAAUGUAUAAAUGGUAUAAAGAUCAUAAAAAGGAAAAAAAAUCAUGACCUGUACUUAUAAAAAAUGUUUUGGAAUAUCUGCACUUUAUACUGAACAACAGCUAAUGUGUGAGAAACAGCAAUUGCUUUUUGUCCCUACCUCCCUACACAGCAACCUCCUCUCUUCUCUCUUACAUCCUGUGCUGACUGAGUUCAUGCAGACUUUGAAAGGGUUUCUCAAAUGCAGGUGGCAAGAAGUGAUCCUUCCAGACCUUUAGAGCAUUUGUCACCAGAAGAUACUUUUCUGAACUGUAAAUAAGAUAUAUUUUGUUAGUCCAUUGUUUUUAAUAUCUUUUAAGGCCAAUUCAAAGUGUAUACCACUGUUUUGGGGUUUUCUUAAGUUUUAUUAAUUUGAUCAAUAAAAUAUUUUAAAACUGGC